Pteronotus mesoamericanus is the source of this 528-nucleotide messenger RNA. RefSeq names its product steroid receptor associated and regulated protein (gene SRARP). Gene Ontology annotation, cellular component: cytoplasm; nucleus. Gene Ontology annotation, molecular function: nuclear estrogen receptor binding. Lineage: Eukaryota; Metazoa; Chordata; Mammalia; Chiroptera; Mormoopidae. The record is from RefSeq and is a predicted model, not a curated record. Gene Ontology annotation, biological process: positive regulation of intracellular estrogen receptor signaling pathway.
AUGCUCCACCAGGCUCAACCAGGUGCGGUGGCAGCAGCCACGGCCUCAUCAGAAGACCUCAGGGACCAGAGUGCCAGCCCCAAACUCAUGGGCCUUGAGGCAGAUCUGGAUACCAGUGCAGAUGGGAAGCCAGCCCACCACCUGAGGACCACCCCUGCAGCUCCCCUAACGUUCAUUAUCGACUGCGCCCGCCCGUGGGAAACAGCUCUCGCGGGCCGCCCCCUGGUGCCGCCGCGAGCCCUCGGUCCCAACCCAGGCCCCGCCACCUCUCCAAUGAAGACCUACAUCGUGUUCUGUGGGGACAGCCAGCCCCAUCUGCUUCAGGAGGCCACCUUGGCUGGGGGACACCUUGCACCCUGCAGAGGGACUGCAGCCCCAGCUUUCUCCCCAGGCAGCCCGCUGUGGUCCCAGGAGCCUCCUGAAGCCAAGGGGAGCCCCUCGAAGACGGUGCCCACAAGGUCUUCGGCUUGGGGAACAGUCGUGAACUUGUUCAAAGCCUCCUCCUGUGUCUGUGGGCAGGCAGAUUAA